UUCGUAGGAUCAAUUAUAUUUUUAAAUAUAUAUUCUUUCGUUCAAUUUAAAACUACUAGUGAUUUCUGUGUACCAUUGGUGGCCAUUACAAAACCUAAACUUUUUAUCAGGACAAAUGUCCAAUUUUGAUGUUUCGGCGACGUUGUGAAGCUAAUCAAAAUUGAUCGUUUCGCGAGUCGCCGAAACAUCUUUACAGAUGCAGUGAUUCGAAAAUGAUUUUGAGAUAAAUUCUACAGUGUAGUGUAUAAAGUGUUAAAAGAACGAAAAAAAUAGUAAUUAAUAAAAAAAGUCGUGUGUGGAUUGGUGCAGUGUGUGAUGGAGAGAUUGCAGUGUGGUGGUUGUUGACAUGGACUGCAGCACAGUGAAGCCCCUGCUGAUAGCGGGCUCCAAGUCAUCUGACGUGUCCGCCUUAAACACACAGAAUCACUAAUAUUAUGAAUAAGCGUGAAGGCAAUAAGGAUAAGGAACGUCAGAGUGACGAUAAAAGAACUUCCACCGCCACCGGAGCGGCGGGCGGCCGUGCAGGCGGCAGCAACGCGAUGCACACCUCGCGGCACUCGGUCACCUCCUCGUCGGGCGUGCUGAUGGUCGGCCCGAACUUCCGGGUCGGCAAGAAGAUCGGAUGCGGCAACUUCGGGGAACUCAGGCUCGGGAAGAAUCUGUACAACAACGAACAUGUCGCGAUCAAGAUGGAGCCGAUGAAGUCCAAGGCCCCGCAACUACACCUAGAAUAUCGAUUUUAUAAAUUAUUAGGAACCCAUGCGCCGUCGACAGCGGAGGGUAUACCGGAGGUGUACUACUUCGGGCCGUGCGGUAAAUACAAUGCAUUGGUUAUGGAGCUGCUGGGUCCGUCGCUGGAGGACCUGUUCGACCUGUGCGGGCGCCGCUUCUCACUUAAGACUGUGUUGAUGAUCGCAAUGCAGCUGCUACAUCGCAUCGAAUAUGUCCACACACGACAUCUCAUAUACCGCGACGUGAAGCCGGAGAAUUUUUUAAUAGGUAGAACAACAACUAAACGAGAAAAGAUCAUACACAUCAUUGAUUUCGGUUUGGCCAAAGAAUAUAUAGAUUUAGAGACAAACAAACAUAUACCGUACCGGGAACACAAGUCACUCACCGGCACGGCGAGAUACAUGUCAAUCAACACACACUUAGGAAAAGAACAAUCAAGACGCGACGACCUAGAAGCGCUUGGGCAUAUGUUUAUGUAUUUUUUACGUGGUUCCUUACCCUGGCAGGGUUUAAAAGCUGACACACUCAAAGAAAGAUACCAAAAAAUCGGCGACACGAAACGAGCUACGCCUAUCGAGGUGCUGUGCGAGGGCCACCCUGAGGAGAUGGCGACGUACUUGCGUUACGUGCGACGGCUCGACUUCUUCGAGACGCCAGACUACGAGCAGCUGCGGCGCAUGUUCCGCGACUUGUUCGAGCGCCGCGGAUACCUCGACGACGGCGAGUUCGACUGGACCGGCAAGACUAUGUCGACACCAGUGGGAUCAAUUCAAACUGGACACGAAAUCGUGGUCUCGCCAAAUCGAGACAGACAUCAGCCCUUUCACAAGGGAGAUUUGUGUGAUUAUCAUGAGGACGAUGAAGCAGCAUUGAUUAUCGGAGAGGGGGCUGUAAAAGAUUCAGGUACAGGAGGCACCGGGAACACGGGUGGCAACUGGCCUCCCAGCGGGAAGGCGACUCCGCUCACUACGGGCCAUCUGACGCCCGCCGACAGACACGGAUCGGUGCAGCUAAUGAAGAAUAAACAUUUUCGGUAUGUCAAAUUCCCCGGCUCGCUGUCUACGGUCGUGAGCUCCACCAACGGUGAGCUGGGCGCCGAUGACCCCACGGCGGGUCACAGCAACACGCCCAUCACUCAGCCACACCACGAGGUCGACGUGGUGGACGACACCAAGUCAGUGUUGCAACUAUGCUGUUGUUUCUUCAAACGCAAAAAGAAGAAGUGCGCGACCCGUGCGUACAAGUGACGAGUGAGUUUAACGUGACAGAUGACGUCAUACGCACGCAAGCACGCAGCCAGACACCUAACCCGCACACACACAUAUAUAAAACAAACACGCGCGCCUACGUCAUACGGUUUCUUAUAUGCUAUAUAUAUGUGCAUAUAUAUUUUAUUAUGGACAUGUUACACAUUUAUGAAUUAUAAGAAAUUAAUACGGAAUUAUUUUGAUUUCUGAUUGUUUUGUUUUUUUACGUCUUAUCAGCAUAAUAUCUUAUUUCUAAAUAUUUGAAGAGUUUAUUUAUUGAAUUAGGCAGUAUUUUGCGCAAACUCAAAAUAAUCCAUAUUUUUUUGAGUUUUACUGAGUGUAAAUUCUGUUAAUAUUCGUCCUUAUUCCAUUCGACACGUGUUUCGCGUCUACACGAGGCAUCCUCAGGAUAUGUUGUCUCGUCAAAUUCUACGCACGAGACUCAGUGCCUCUGGUGAGUCAGAAUUGAUUCAGUUCAAAUAUUAGCAGAAUUUACACCCAAGAAAACUAAAAAAAAAUGGAUAUUUGAAGAGUUUGUUAGUAAAAGUAUUAAUCAUUACAUUAUAACUUCUAAAUAGAAUUUAAUAUAAGCUCUCAGAUGGAAAUAAAAAAAAUGUAUCAAGGAAAAACUUCAAGAAAUUUUCAUUAUUUUUUGAAAUAAGGAGGUAUCAAUUUCCUACUCCUUCACUAUACAACUCAUGUAGACAAAAUUGUCUUUGGGAUAAGGUGAUGGUUAUCAUUGUAACUAUAUUGUCAGUAGAUAAAUAUAUGUGAUCACGUAAAGUGGCUGAAAAUGUUGCUAACAUUUUGACUAAAGUGACCUUUGUUAAUAACAAAUUUUGUAAAUAAUAUCAUAUUUAUAUAACGUAAGCAAGUAAAGUUUGUGCAAAUCCAUUUUUUUUAGAAAAAAUAUCAAAAUCUUCAUCUAGGUAGGCACGAAAGUAUUGUUGAUAAAUGAAAAGUUCGGUUAAAAUUUAUUAAAUAUUAUUCAUAAUCGGACGUAGCUCCUGAAAAACGCUCCAAGCCGCAAACAUCACAUUUUAAGGAAUUUGUGUUUUUAGUUUAAUAUAUAUAUAGGUGUGUUCAUACAUUUGGGUUGGGCUACUAAGUCAUGAUGUCAUUUAAAGAGUGACAGUAGGCUGCCAUUUUUUGUCAGUCCGUUAAUAUAAAUCACGUGACCAGUUUUGUGUUCUCAAUUUCGACAUGAUUGUGGUUUGGAACGUUUUUCUAGAAAUACGUCCAAUCAUCGUAUAAAUCCUAACGAAGUUUAUAUUAUAAUAAUUGUCAAAUUCUUAGAUAAUUUACACGUCUAGAUAGUCUCUUGCUGUUAGUUAGACAACCGAUAAAAACAGGCCACGAAUAUUAGAGUGUGCGUGACAAGCUAUGUCUUACACUCGCGAUUUGUAUGACUCUUUAUGUUAGUGUGCGUGAAUUGCUCAAAGUAGAGGUUAGUUCUAAACUCAAUUUUUUUCCGACGUUUUCACAGCUGUCAUAGCCUAUCUAGACGUAUAAAUGAUCAAAUUCUAACACUAAUUUGACAUUCUUAAAGAAAACUUUGACACCGUAGUACGUCUGAUAGCGGGUACUAAUGAACAGUCUGAGAGCAAAAAGCUUAUAACAUAUUGUAAGAUUUCCAACUAAUUAAAAAUAUCAAUAUCAACAAGACUAAUAAAUGUUUAGUCUAUUCAUUAAUAUAUCUCUGAUUGUUGUCGCCUUCUAGUAAAUUAUUGUAAAUUUGUCAAUCGGUUCAUUAUAUUGAAUUGAUUCGAGCUCAAAACGAUAAUUUUUGAGCAAAUUCUAAUAGGUAAAUAUUGACAUAGAGUUUUAUAAACAUGUAAGUAGAUAGAUUUGCAUUAUUGGAAAAUCGGAAAUGGUUUUAAAUUUUAUAAUUUUAUGAGCUGCGUAGAGUAUUAUUUUUAAUGAUCAAUUAUUUAUUGUAACCAGAAUCAAAAUUCGUUGAUCAUAGCUAAAUGUGACGUAUGGUGUGAUAUGAGGGUAGGUGCGUAUUUUGCGGCGUUGCCUUGUUUUAACUGUUUGUGUUCCCGUCCGUAGCCAGUUAUGUUUCGUUCAUCAAAGUCUUGCAAUUCUAUUUAUUAUUUCCAUUAGGGACACGAGACUUCACGAACUAAUUAAAAAAAUACAAAAAAAAAGAAGAUUCCAUUCCAAUUUUCGAACAAAACGCUGAGUAGUACAGUGCGUAGAGUUAGAUCGCUUCGUUUAGAUCAAUGAGUUCAGUACUGUGCAUGCAAAAUUGUGUCGUAUUUGUAUCGUAGUACAGUACAUAUUUGCCCGAUCAUAUUAUUUAUUAAGUUGUAUAUUGUAUUAGUGUAAACAAAGUAAUAAAUCACUCAGUUUUUUUUAACAGUUGCAUACUAAAGACCGGGCAAUUUUCUACCCUACUUUCGAUAUUUGGACAUGGUUAUGCUGUGAUGUGAUAAUUUAUCUUAAAUCUUGGCACCUGUAAGAUUGGUGCAUUUUUGCAUAAUGUGGUCCAUUUACGAUAUAAUUUUGUAGAUGAAUAAAUUACCAUAUUAACAUAGUUGGUAUCACUUUAUUAUCUAAGUAUUUGUGUCGUUCAACUCGUGUCUUUAUCAUGCGGGCCUUUAGUUCUGUGUUGUAUUUUUAACACACUGUGUAUGACAUAUGUGUGAUUGUGCGAAUAUUAUACAAUGGCAUUUUUGUCCCAUAUGUUCAUGAUAGAAUUCUACAGGAAUACGUAUAAAAAAUCAUCUAGAAGAGUGAGAAAGUAAAGAAACCAAUUUAAAAAAUUCAGAAUAAUGCGCAGAUAUAGUAUCAAGGUGCAUCAACGUACGGAAACUAAAUAAAAGUUUUGUGUUGUGUCUAUCAAUUAAUUAAACAAUUUAACGAAAUCUUAAAGUUUGCCGGUAGCAGCUUUUUUAUUUUUACACUGGUAGCAAUAAGAGUUCGAUAUGACUGGAUCGGCCUAUCACUUCAAGCAGCGCUCGUUCCCGAUCACUCCAGUCGCGAUAUCAGGGAAAAGAACGACUCCCCCCCACAACGCUUUUUUGACAUUUAACAAGCCUGGCAACUUCAGCCUCUAGUCGAUUCCGAGAAGAUUGAAGAAUAUAUUGUUAUUUGGAAACAUUUCUUUUUAUUGCGUUUUUGAAGUCGGCUUAACUAAACGUAAUUGUUACCGCACAGCUGUAUUAGACCUUUGUAGAGCUAGCAAUGAAAGUAACAUAAGCACAUGAACACAAUGGGUACAACAUGGAACUCGGGCCCGUUAGCAUAUUGUAGGUGUAAUUUUAUUUAGUCAUUGUCUAUUUAAGUUUGGUUGAUCGAAAUAUAAUGUAACAUUACAUCGGCUCCCUUUUCCUGCCGUAAUUUUUGUCCUUAUAUUAUUUAUGCAGAUUAGAUUAAGGUAACCUCCGACAGCUCCAGUGAGCCGCGGACAGUUACGGUAGCUGUAUGGAUUGUGUACGAGAUAGAUGGACAUCACUCAAAACAACUGUUUAUAUAUUAUAUGAUAUACUAGCGUGCAAUAAUUUAUGUCUUCAUUACAAUAUUCUAAUCUACUCCAAGACUGAACGCAAUACUUCAUCCUGUGUUCAUCAGCGUGCUCCUCGUUUCGUGUGUCAAUUGCUAGUGACUUGUUUGAUUGCAACUUCGUACGCCGUUUCCAAAUUCUUCUCGCUAUAAUCAUGUUAUAAAUGAGCGUUGUUGCAAUCACCCUGCAAGUGAUACUUUCACACUAAUAAUUUCAAACUUCAAAAUGACAUUGACAGUUGUUGCUACGUGACAUCACCUAUGCAAUGUUUUCUUAUUAUUAUCUGUAAGUUUUAAUGGCGCUUCUGUCAGCGCGGAUGUUGUUAGGAUCUCUGAAUGUAUAGUUCAGCUUAAUGUUGAGUCGUCAAUAGACUGAAGUCGACGAUCACGGCUCGCGGUCCGGUCUGUGUGCUCUUGGCGGGAGUCCUCUAGUGUUGUCUAUGCCCGGACUUGGCCACACUGAGCGACCACGUGUACAAAUUGUACAGCUUAGGAAAAAAACAUUUGUAAAUUUUCGCUUGAUGUGGCAAUGCGGAUGUAUCUCACUUGGGUAAGUAUGAAAUGUCACAAUGUCUUACUACAAACGAGUAUGAAGCUAUUAUAUUGAUAACGAUUUUAAUAAAAUAUACAAUGGUACGAUGAGGUACCAGUUUGUAUUAAGAUAUUGUAUGUUGGUACCCCGAGGUGUCGUGAUGUUCGUCGCAUCUAUAACAAUAUUUUGAAUAUGUCAUAUAAUAGUCAUCACAAACGUAUGCAAAGAUUAGAAAUUUCGUUUCGGCUAAGUAAUGUUAAAGUGUUUUAAUAUUGAAACAUCUUGUUGUGUCGUUUUCAUAAUUUUAGUGAGAUAUUAGAUAAUGCGGCCUGCGCCGUUUGUACAUGAUUGCAAAUUUUUUGAUGAAUUGUAAACAAAAUAUUCCCCUAGUUAUAAUAUUAUCAUUGUACAAUCAUUAUGUAAGGUGAAUCAUUCAAAUAUUAAAUACCAUAGAGGUACCUAAUUGUUAAUUUCUAUUUGCUAGAUAGAAUAAUCAAAUUAGAUUGGGUAUUGAAUCGUGUGAUCUCUUCUAGCGCGGGUCCCAGUGGGCUUGUGUCGCAAUAACUGUCAUCAACUGUCGGCGGGCUGACGGCUCCAGUGAUACGGGCUGUGACGCCCCGUGCAGUCUCACCAUUGCAGUGACUGACCAUUUAUUUAUAAUAACCAUUCUAUUAAGUUCACCAGAUUUAGUCUUAAUUCGCUGGGAAUGAUUAACAAGUCUUGUUUUGUUGGAGCACCUUGUCAAACUGAUUUUAGAGAAUAAUAAAAUAAACGCUUAUAAUUCUUGCUCGUAUGACAGUGAUAUGUACCGUGGAUAUUUGAUGUCACUGUCAUUUUGACACGUGACAGUUGGCGUUGAAACUGUCAGCAAGUUAUGUGGCGAAAGCAUAUAUGCAUUUAUUUUCUCAUAAUUUAUUCCUUUGGAAUACUUAUUAAGGAAAUAAAUGCCUUUUGAGGUGCUUGGUACCACGUAAGUUACUGAUUCAAAAUGGUAUUUCGGAAGUGAUACCUUAUCAUGUCUUGACGGCCGGAUAGAGGAUGCACGGGACGCUGUUUUGAGCUAUACUUAUUAACUUUAUGUAUUAAAUUAAAAGAUGCUUUGAAACUGAAUUGAAUUAUUGUUAAGUAUAAAAUAAAUAUUCAUUAUUAUAGACAUUCUCAGUGUUUAUUAUUUUAUCUAACAAGUAAAUAUUUGCGGAUGCAAUUCAACAUAUAUUCCGUUGAGGUCACAACCUGUUUUCAAAAAUACGAAGAUAUUUGUUAACUCAUAAUUAAAUAAAGCUUAUUAUUAAGAGAA
Leptidea sinapis is the source of this 7315-nucleotide messenger RNA. RefSeq names its product casein kinase I (gene gish). The transcript has 15 exons. NCBI's taxonomy places the organism in Eukaryota, Metazoa, Arthropoda, Insecta, Lepidoptera, Pieridae. Gene Ontology annotation, cellular component: plasma membrane; cytoplasm; nucleus. Bases 435 to 1979 code for a protein of 514 amino acids. Gene Ontology annotation, biological process: peptidyl-serine phosphorylation; endocytosis; signal transduction. Gene Ontology annotation, molecular function: ATP binding; protein serine/threonine kinase activity. The record is from RefSeq and is a predicted model, not a curated record.